AUGUCUUCCAACUCCGGUACUGCUGGCCAACCCGCCCUCCCUGUUCCAGUCGACGCUGAGGUCGACCGUAACGGCGUCGACACGAAGACCCCUGAGCCCAGGAUCAAUGCAGUCGAAAUCCGCUCCGUCAUCGACGGCAUUCUCAAGAAGAUCGAGCAAGAUGUCGACUGGGACCGUGGGGGCUUCACCAAGAAUACCGUCUCGACCAUGCGUUCCCGCUACCAGGAAUUCAACUGGAUUAUAUGCCAUUCUGAUCACUCCCACCUCUGGAACGGUAGCAGGGGUGUCGAUUGGGAGCACUGGCACCACGAGCUGGACGUGUACGGAGCCGGAACGAUUGGAUACGAAAUUUAUUGGGCUAGGUCCGGAGUGUUCUCACUCAAUGGAGACGGUGGUUUCGAGAAUUGGGCUUAUAUUGGAAACGUGCAGAAGCUUGACGGGGGAAGAGUCCUCUCUUUCUCCCCUUAA
This is a messenger RNA of Cyclocybe aegerita, 468 nucleotides long. The record is from the annotation of a GenBank genome assembly. NCBI's taxonomy places the organism in Eukaryota, Fungi, Basidiomycota, Agaricomycetes, Agaricales, Hemipholiotaceae.